Messenger RNA from Ziziphus jujuba (common jujube), 1460 nucleotides. RefSeq names its product coatomer subunit beta'-3-like. Gene Ontology annotation, molecular function: protein binding. The coding region runs from base 235 to 1146 and encodes 303 amino acids. Gene Ontology annotation, biological process: intra-Golgi vesicle-mediated transport; endoplasmic reticulum to Golgi vesicle-mediated transport; intracellular protein transport. Gene Ontology annotation, cellular component: COPI vesicle coat. The transcript is spliced from 10 exons. The record is from RefSeq and is a predicted model, not a curated record. NCBI's taxonomy places the organism in Eukaryota, Viridiplantae, Streptophyta, Magnoliopsida, Rosales, Rhamnaceae.
AUUUCCUUAGGUGCUAAGAUUUCCAUACCAUAUAAGGAUGUCAUCAUGCCUCAUCUUCUUCACAACUACUAAAUUUGCAAAGCACAACAUUUUCCUUUGAGCUGCAAAACUUUCCUAAUUAUUAUACUAUAAUUAUAUAUUCACUAGUCUUAUUUGAUCAUCUUCAUUUGGGACUCCAUUUAGAAGCAUUAUUUUAUAUAUAUAUCUAAGAAAUUUCAGCAACCAGCAUCGAAAAUGCAGUCUCUUUCACUCAAACUUGAGCAACAGUUUGUCCAAGAAUCCGAAAGAGUAAAAUCAGUGGAUUUACAUCCAACUGAGCCAUGGAUUCUGGCAAGUUUAUACUCAGGAACCGUCUGUAUCUGGAACCACCAAACAAAGAAAAUGGAAAAGUCUUUCAAGCUCACCGACUCACCAGUUAGAUCAGCAAAGUUCAUAGAAAGCAAACAUUGGAUUGUUGCUGGAGCUGAUGACAAAUUUAUAAGGGUGUAUAACUAUGAUACGAUGGAAAAGAUCGUCGAAUUUGAAGCACACGACGAUUAUAUUAGAUCUGUGGCUGUCCAUCCCACUCUUCCAUAUCUACUAUCAGCAUCCGAUGACAAGGUUGUAAAGCUUUGGGAUUGGGAAAAAGGUUGGAUAUGCAGCCAGAUCUUUGAGGGGCAUUCCCAUUAUGUGAUGCAAGUUGCAUUCAAUCCAAAAGAAACAAGUACUUUUGCUACUGCUUCGCUUGAUGGCACUAUUAAGAUAUGGAACAUUGGAUCCCCUGUCCCAAGUUUUACAUUGGAAGGUCACUCGAAGGGAGUUAACUGCGUUGGUUACUUUGUUUGUGGUGAUAAAACCUCAUUAUUAAGUGGUUCUGAUGACUAUACUGCUAAGGUAUGGGACUAUCAAACAAAAAGCUGUGUGCAAACACUAGAAGGACAUGUGAACAAUGUUACAGCAGUUUGUGUUCAUCCAGAGCUCCCCAUAAUAAUUACAGCUUCUGAAGACGAAACUAUUCGCAUAUGGCAUGCCGCCACAUAUAGGCUAGAGAACACAUUGAACUACAAUCUUGAAAGAGUUUGGGGUAUCGGAUACACAAAAGGAUCACACCAGGUGGUGUUUGGUUGUGACAAAGGAACCAUUAUGGUCAAAAUCAAUUACUCUUGAAGCUCGAUUCUGUAAACCAAGUUAUGGAUGAAGAAAUUAAGGAAUAAAUUUGGCAACUGCUGCAGUAUUGCUAUCUUCUGAUGAGAUUUAUAUGUUGAAAAGCUGAGGUGGAAGACCAGAAGGAGCAAUCUUUACCUAAUUACUACUACUCUUGUUGUUGAUCCUCCUGUUACUUUUGUGCGAUAUCAAAUAAGAUUGAAUAAAUCUUCAGGUAGCCAAUAGAAACAAAGAUAUGGUGUGUGUGUUAGAAUAAACUUACUUGAUUGUAACAGCUGCGCUUUUUACGAAUAAUACUUUUUUAUGAAAUUAGUUGA